GUAGUAUAAUCUUGAGAUGGAAGAAGACUUAUGCAGACCAUUCAUGUUCCACUCUUCCUCUUACAAGAAUGGUCAUGUUGGCUUUUGUGGUAGUAUAAAACAAUCACCAAGUGACUUUGUAGUAACGGAAAUUGAUACAUCUGGGCAGCUAGUUACUGAAAUUGCAAAAGAUCUCAAGAGCAAAGAUACCUUGUCAGAACGACUUAAGAUCUGCCAGCAAGACUGUAAAAGACCACGACUGAGCUCUCCAGAGCUGUGUAUAGAAGAGCAAUGUUGUGAUAUUCCAGAUGGCAGUGAUUUGUGUACAGCAAAAUGUUUUCCUCCUUCCACUAGAGGUGUUGGAGAUUUGGAAGACAGUAAUAUAUUUGUUCGUCAGCUUGACAAAGUUACUACACUCGACUCCUUGUUAGAUGACUCUGUAUGUGAGCAGCUAAGGCUGUUUGCUUGUAACACCAAGGAGACGUGGAAUUCUAAAUCUGAGCCUGCAGCUCAUCCCUCUGAGUUCUCUCUUGGUCCAGUCCUGGAGAAGAAGACUCGUGCCAGCUUGCAUUGUGCCAUAAGACAGCAGUAUCCCUUUUUGAUCACUGUUACAAAAUGUGAUGAAAUUGUGGUGAAAGCAAAUCAAGAUUACCAGGAACUCUGCAACUUAGUGUCUGAAGAGGAAGCAUGUGGUUUUCUAAAAUUUUUAGAUGCCAGAACAGAAGAUUCAAAGUUUGCUUUUAAACCUGAUGGGAAUAAGGAACAUCGUAAGAAAGUUCACCAUUUUAUCAGUAAAAAAUUUGGAAAGCUGGUGGAAACAAAAUCAUUCCCUGACUCUCAGCAAAAUGUUGUUGUGGUGGUAAGGUUUCGUGAGAGAUCUGGUUUUCGAAAAAGGGCUAAUGCUGAUCGCAGAGUGAAACAAGAAAUAUAUACAGCUUUUACUCUCCGAAAAGAGAACAUGGAAACACUUGAAGCAAUUGGCUGUUUAUCUUCUGAACUUGGCGUGCUGCCUUCAGACUUCAGUUACACAGGCAUUAAAGACAAGAAGGCCAUUACGUACCAGGCUAUGGUGGUGAAGAAGGUAACUCCUAAAAGACUAAAAGAACUUGGAAGGUCAAUUGAGAAAAAAGGAAUCUAUGUGGCUAACGUACGCUCUGCAAGCCAGCCACUUAAGCUUGGCCAGCUGCAAGGAAAUCACUUCAAUAUAAUUGUGAGAAAUUUAAAACAGCACAGCAAUGACUGUUCUGCAAGCCUGAAAGAGAGAAUAGUGGAAGCCAUUGAGAAUGUCAAGAAAAAUGGUUUUAUCAAUUACUAUGGACCUCAGAGAUUUGGGCAAGGACAGAAUGUUCAGACUGAUCAAAUUGGAUUGGCUUUGCUGAAUGAAGAGCUGGUCAAAGCUGUAAGAUUGUUUUUCACACCGGAAGACACAGACGAUCCUGUAAAUAAGGCAAAGAAAUACUUUCUUCAGACUGAGGAUGCAAAGGGCACCCUUGCAAUGUUGCCUGACUUUAAAGUAAGAGAGAAGAUGUUACUUCGUGCAUUAAAUCGCUAUGGCAUAAAUCAAGAGGGGUGCUGCCAAGGUUGGCUCAGCAUUCCUCAUUCCAUGCGUAUAUUCUAUGUUCAAGCAUACUGCAGUAAAAUUUGGAAUGAAGCUGCUUCCUACCGGAUUAAAACAUAUGGAACAAAAGUUGUAAAUGGUGAUCUGAUCUUUGCUGAAGAAAGCACUGCAAACUCUUCACUGAUUGCCAAGGUCCAUGUAGUAACAUCUGCAGAAGAAAUGGCCAAUAAAUAUACAAUAAAUCAAGUCAUUCUCCCAAUGGCUGGUUACAGCAUCCAGUAUCCUGCUAACAGCGUUGGAGAGUGGUACCAUAAAAGGUUGGCCAGAGAUGGACUUCAGGCAUGCAAGUUUAGACUUCCUGCAUUACAGUUGAAUGUGCCUGGUUGCUACAGACACAUCUUGAAAUAUCCUCACAACCUGUUAUAUCGUUUUUUGAAAGACAAUGAAAAUGAAAAGGUUAUUGGAGACAGUCCCCUAGAGGAUUCAGUCACUUUUCUUUCUAUGUCAUUUUGGCUUGAUCCAUCAUGUUAUGCCACUGUUUGCUUGGGGGAAAUCAUGAAAUGUGAUAUUUGACAACAAAUAAAUGUUUAGCACCA
This is a messenger RNA of Heteronotia binoei (common prickly gecko), 2133 nucleotides long. It is a transcript of the gene PUS7L, whose product is annotated as pseudouridine synthase 7 like. Gene Ontology annotation, cellular component: nucleus. The coding region runs from base 17 to 2110 and encodes 697 amino acids. NCBI's taxonomy places the organism in Eukaryota, Metazoa, Chordata, Lepidosauria, Squamata, Gekkonidae. The transcript has 8 exons. The record is from RefSeq and is a predicted model, not a curated record. Gene Ontology annotation, molecular function: pseudouridine synthase activity; RNA binding. Gene Ontology annotation, biological process: pseudouridine synthesis.